Drosophila persimilis is the source of this 1865-nucleotide messenger RNA. RefSeq lists its product as uncharacterized. The transcript has 3 exons. Gene Ontology annotation, biological process: cell surface receptor signaling pathway via JAK-STAT; embryonic development via the syncytial blastoderm. The record is from RefSeq and is a predicted model, not a curated record. Lineage: Eukaryota; Metazoa; Arthropoda; Insecta; Diptera; Drosophilidae. The coding region runs from base 114 to 1733 and encodes 539 amino acids.
AAUUCUUAACGUUCUCGAAAGGUUGCAUUUGCACUUCCCCUGAAGGAAGCCCAUUCUGGAAGGAUUUUUGUAGUCGGAAUAGGACUCGAAUCGGAGUCGAACGCAGAUCGCCGAUGGCUGAUCGUCAGCUGGGCGCUCAGGCCCUGGCUGAAGUUUAUUGCAUUCCCGAAACUCAUUUUGCGUAUUUUUUCUUUUCCUCCCGCUCUCACCUAAUCCCUCCAUCGUGCUGCCUGCCAACGAUCGAUACGGACACGAACACGGACCUAAUCACAAUAACGGAUUCGGAUCCAUCCACAGUUGGUUGGCAGUGCGCUGCAACCACAGCUAAGGACAUCACGACGGCCCGGAACGGGAACUGGAAAAGCAACGGACCCAGGACGAGGAUCGGAGUCCAUCGAAGUCCAAGAGCCGUGCGGCAGGACAAUGCGGAUAUGUGCUCCCAACUGCCGCACUUUAUCUCCCUGCUCCUCCUUCUUGCGCUCAACGUGCUCCUCGCGGCACCCGCCCACACCAUGGCGAUGCAGACGGACAGCGGCGGCCUCACGGUGAUCGAUGCCACCCGUCUCCGCACCACCACCACCAGCAGCAUGGCCCCUCCCAGCCUCAGUCUCAGUCCCAACCUCAGUUCCACCUCCGUGGGUUCUGGCUCAUCCGGCUUUUCCUCGCCGCAGCGCAAGCGGCACAGAAAGAGGAAUAGUAAUUGGAUUGAUUAUCGAAACUUCAACGAGAGCACCACGGCUCUGGAGUGGGUCAACCCCUGCGGAGGAUCCUACCAUCCCUCGGCUGGGGAUCGCUUUAGCCGCCUACGACCCAGGCAGAGCUUCAAUCAGCUGAAGCGCCACGCCUUCCGGGAGUACCGUGGACUCAACAGCAGCCAGGACUCGGUGAUCGAUAUCCGGAACAUGACCAUGUGGUCGCUGCACACACAAAACUACAAGUUCCUGCCCAAGCUCAAGUCCAACUCCACGAUUGCCCUGAAGCGAUGGUACCGUAACAUGCAAACGUACGUGGCCAGCUUCGCCUAUCUGCGGCGACUCCAGAUCCGCUGGGACCAGCGCUUUAUAACCCGCGAAUCCACCACUGCACGGGAGCUAAGGGAGCUGCUCCUCAGCUCCCGGCGCAUUCUCUGCGAGCUAGAGACGGCCGUGAAUCAGACUAGCCCCCGUCGGAAGCAUCGGCGCAGUAGCCCCAAUGGAUCCAUAUCCAUUGGCGUGCAGCUGCCGCAAAUCUCACGGACUGAGAUGAACAAGCGCCUUAAACUGCGCAGCAAGGGCGCUGGGGGUCCUGGGCCCAUUUCAGGAGCCAUCACCGGUUCCAUGAAAACAGCCAACGAGGCGGACUCUAUUGACAUGCGGUUCGUGAAGCACCACUACUACGAGUUCCUGCGCACCAUGUGGCAGCUGCUCAGGCGCGACGGCAAGCGAGAGAAGAAACGUCCCCACCGGCCCCACCAGAAGCAGCAGCCCCGUAAACAGCAGAGGGAGCUCCAGAGCCAAGCCAGUAGACAGCAGCCUGCAAGUCGCAGUUUCAGCCAAUCAUGGACUGGAACCAGUUCCACCCCCAAUUCAAACUUCAAUAGCAGGGACUUCAACGAAGUCUCCAAGCCUACGAUGGAGUCCGAGUCCACUAGCAGCACCAGCACCGGCAGCGCCAGCAUUGGAGGCAGACGCGGUAAACGGCAGUCGGCGACAGCAGGCAGACAGCAGACGCAGCGACGCGUGCAGCGCACGUGAAGCAUACCCAUACCCCGAUACCAAUCCUCCAAUUAAACACCAUUUCAAACUUCGACCACAACCGAAAUCUAUAGAUGGUAUAGUAUAGUAAAGUAUUUGAAUGUCAUCCUAUGGCACUCUACCUCUUUUCUU